CUCCGAAGAGAGAGAGAGAGAGAGAGAUCGGACCUGGGAGGCCAUUCGCAUCGUCCUUUUUCGUCUUUCAUCUUGAUCUCCUCUUGGCCAUGCAAUGGACCAUGACGAAGACGAAGAAGAAGACGGCGACGAGGACGAUGGCGAUGGCGAUGGCGAUGGCGAUGGUGAUGUUAACGGUGACGGGCAUGCAGGCAGCGGGCAUGAUGCCCGGCGUGACGGCCCCGACAACUCACUCCGAUCUUGUGAAUGCGGUGACGUCAAAAUGUUCCAUAGUGCUGACAUCGGACGUGGUCCUGACUUCGAAUCUUUCCGACGUCAACACGACGGCUUGUCCGGAGUUGAAGAUAGUGGGGAACUGCAGUUCGCGGCGCAACUUGAAGUGCAAGAUCGAUGGGGCUGGCCGGUAUAGCUUCCUUCGAUGUCCAAGGACCGUCCAUUUGGAGAAUCUGCACAUAACGCGAAUGGCGUCCAGGGGGACGGAUAGUGCUCCUGUGGUGUUGAGGCCAGUCACACUUGUGAUGAAGAAGUGCUUGGUCACACGCAAUGCCAAUAGAGACGGCACAGGAGCUAUCAUCCUCUGGGAAGGCGAUGGCACGCUGCAAGAUUCUAUCUUUGACGGGAACAGUGGAAGUAAUGGAGGUGCUCUCCUCCUAGACUCAUUCUCCCAGCUCGCUGCAGUUGAUGUCCUCUUUCGACGCAACACAGGAGUUGCAGGGGGGGCCAUCAAGAACGUGGAGAGCGAGCUGCAGUGCGAUCGCUGCUUGUUCCUUCGCAAUCAAGCUGAGGAUGGUGGCGCCGUCUACCUGACUGACAGCGAUGGGACUCAUGCGACAUUCACGAGGACGGAGUUUCGGAGCAACCGAGCUGCGAGGAGAGGUGGUCGGGGCGGCGCCGUCUUCAUCGAGGAGGUAGAUCCCGGUGUGCGAUUCUGCUUCUGCACGUUCGCGAAGAACACUGUAGCCAUGGCCUACGGACGACGGGUUGCCGAGCACGUGUACGUCCGGAUGGAUCUGGAUCUCGAUGCGAAUGUCACAUUCUGCCCCGAUCGCCCGCAGACCGGCAUCACCAUUUGCCCCGGGAGCGAAUCGAAAGUCAAGGAUGAUUGCACGGGCUGUUGAAAGAUGUCAUCGGCAAGCUUGUCGCCUAUGAACUGCAUGUGCCAGACAAUGCAGACAUGAACUAAAUGAGAAGAAGGACCGUUCGUGGAGUCGUGGACCACAUUGGACCAGUGAUUGUCCGCACCUGUGCACCCCAAGGCAUUGACUUUCAUUGUUUUGCUUGCUACACUCGGAGAACCGGAGGUUCCAGCAUAUAGCCAGAUUUUCUCUUUUCUUUGAUGCUGUAACUGCAGUUCAAAGAAAAUAGUAAAAUACCCCUUUGUCG
Chara braunii is the source of this 1383-nucleotide messenger RNA. The record is from the annotation of a GenBank genome assembly. Lineage: Eukaryota; Viridiplantae; Streptophyta; Charophyceae; Charales; Characeae.